GGAGACCAGCCCAGGGUUUACCGCCCGCGCCGCCUGCUAAACCCUCCCCCAUUCCGCCUACUCGCCGCCGCCGCCGCCUUCCAGAACUACCGGCGGCCAGGCGACGCGGCCGACCGAGCAUGUGGGCUCUGAGAAGCCUCCGCCGGACCCUCCCGAAGGCAGCCUCUUCGUCGCUCCACCGGAGGUGCGCCCCGUCGAUUAGCUCCGUGGGCUUCAAGGCGUGGGGAGGAGGGGGCGAGGCGGCCGCGGCCUCAAUAUCAGCCGCGUUAGUGCCGGCGGGCGCUGGAGGCGGAGGGGUAUGCCGUCGGCUGAUGUCGACGAGCAAGGGGAGGAGCAUACGGAGCAAGGUGGAGAAGCGGAUGGGGAGGGAGACCGGCCGCACGCAGAAGGAGCUGCGCCACGCGGUCAAGCUCCGAAAGAAGCUCAUGACCGAGGACGAGAGGCUCAUCCACAGCAUGCGGAGGGCCAAGAAAAAAGUUGCUCUACUUCUACAAAAGCUCAAGAAGUAUGAACUACCAGACCUACCAGCUCCUCGUCAUGAUCCAGAGCUGUUAACAGCUGAGCAGCUACAGGCUUACAAGAAGAUUGGAUUCAGAAAUAGAAACUAUGUCCCUGUUGGAGUUCGUGGAGUCUUUGGAGGUGUUGUUCAAAACAUGCACAUGCACUGGAAAUUCCAUGAGACAGUGCAAGUUUGCUGUGACAAUUUCCCGAAGGAAAAAAUUAAGGAAAUGGCAUCAAUGCUGACAAGAUUGAGUGGUGGUAUAGUGGUUAACAUUCACAAUACCAAAACAAUUAUCAUGUUUCGUGGAAGGAACUACCGUCAACCAAAGAACCUCAUACCUUUUAACACGCUUACCAAACGGAAGGCUUUAUUCAAGGCUAGAUAUGAGCAGGCUCUUGAGUCACAGAAACUAAAUAUCAAGAAAAUAGAGACACAACUUCGUCGCAAAGGUAUUAACCCAGAGGACCCAGUUGCCAUGGCCAGCAUCCAGCGAGUUGCCUCGAGAUUUUUCCGAGCCAUAGACGAGCAGCAAGGUACUCCCUAUGUCUUCCAUGGGGAUAAACAACCUACUGCUGGGACUACGGAAUUAAAAGAAGCAGAUGUUGAGCCAGCUGAGGAUAGCGACCAGGAGGAGCUUGACAACUUCAUUGCAGAAAUAGAGAAUGCAGCAGAGAAGCAAUGGGAGGAAGAGGAGGCAGCAGAGAAAGAAGAAACUUCAAGGCUGCAGUAUCGCUACAGAGAAGAGAUGAUGGGUGAGCGGAGGGGUUUCAAUAGAAGCUAUGACAACUCAGAUGCCGAUGAUAGAACCCAGGGAAGAUACAGGAGAGAUAACGACAACAAUAAAUGGGCAACAGAUACAAGGAGAUGGGAUGAUGACAGUGAGAUAGAGGCGUCAGGUGAGGAUGUGGGUGAGCGCAGGGGUUUCGGGAGAAGGUAUGAUAACUCAGAUGCUGAGGAUAGAAGCCAGGGAAGAUACAGGAGAGAGAACAAAAACAACAGAAGAACAUCAGGUUCGAGCAGGUUGGAUGAUGAUACUGAGGCAUCAGGCGAGGACUGGGACACUGAUGAUGGCAGGGAUAGUAUGGUUUGCUUCGACAAGGAGAGGCAUAUACCUGAUGAACAUCCUCGGCGAUUUGACAGCAUGCGACAUGACAGGAGUAGUUCCAGUCACAGGCAGAAUUACAUGCCUGGGGCCUCCAGAAGCCCCAGCCGGACCCCAAAGAAUGCAGUUAGUGUUUCUGAUGACAGCGAGGAUGACGUUUCAGACAGUGAAGAUGAUGAGGUGUGGGGAGCAGAUUACAAGGAAGAGACGAGCUCGAGUGCCCCGAAGGUGAAUUUUCCUAAUUACAAGAGCAGCAGCGAGGAGGAUACCGGCGACAACUGGAUGCGUGGUGGCAGAACCAGCCGAACGAAGAAGAAUACCGACGAGGACUGGGACAGUGACUGACAAAUUGAAAAAGAACAGUCAAGCCUGCAUCAUGUUGUCACAUUUCUGCAGGAAAGAGUUCGUUGAGCUUGUUUUUCGUGGGAGCAUCUGUCUCAGUGUCGCAGACGGUGCUGCUUGAUUCCAACCUGACAUCAUGCUGGGUUGGGUGCUCAUAAAUAAUUGUUUGAAUUGCGUCUCCAAAUAUGUAGUUGGCGCAUCCCCGAAGGCCGAAGCAGUCUGCCAGUUGCCAGUUGCUGCUUGAUUCCAACCUGACAUCAUGCUGGGUUGGGUGCUCAUAAAUGAUUGUUUGAAUUGCGUCUCCAAAUAUGUAGUUGACGCAUCCCCGAAGGCCGAAGCAGUCUGCCAGUUGCCAGCAGCCGCGUGACCAUAAUAGCAGGAGGUCAUGGUGUUGAAUGUUGUCCUUGUCUGAAAGUGUUUCGGCAGUUUGAUAGGUCGAAGGCGUCUGGUGGUUCUACACAUCUGAAUCCCUUGUUAUGAGAUCAUUCGUAAGAACGGAUUUGCCGUGAACAAAAAGGCUUGCACAUAGGAAUAUUUGAAGGCCCUGCUUGUUGUGCCCCCUCGAGGCAUAUACGUUUACUCAUUCAUUCAUUGGGAUGCUCACCAUAACGCAAUGGCCAUUUUGUUUUCCGUCCUGGUUUAUUGGUCCCCUCCGUAUUUUAUGCCAAAUUUUGAUCACAGAUUUAACUAACAAACUGUUAAUACAUGUGAUAAAAAAUUAUGUCAUUUGGAUUUGUAUUUGAACAUA
Messenger RNA from Triticum aestivum (bread wheat), 2694 nucleotides. Its product is annotated as CRM-domain containing factor CFM9, mitochondrial. Lineage: Eukaryota; Viridiplantae; Streptophyta; Magnoliopsida; Poales; Poaceae. Bases 120 to 1949 code for a protein of 609 amino acids. The record is from RefSeq and is a predicted model, not a curated record. Gene Ontology annotation, molecular function: RNA binding. The transcript has 3 exons.